AAACCUGUAUCGUAAAAAAACAGUUGAAUUAUGUACAGUAAUUAGAAUUAACUAGCAAAUGAGUGUAGGCCUAAAAAGUAGUGAGUAUCAAUAAAAUAGUCGGUGGUUUAAGGAAGAAAAACUUCAUUGAAGAUUAAGAAACCUGCCAAAAUGGAAUCUUACGGUCCAAUGGCGAAUAAUACGGCGCAAGCAAUUGCAAACAUCCAAAUGGUUCAAGAGGCUUUCCAAACUCUAUCACUGCUAAUGUUGACCAAUUACAUGUUCCCGAAACAGGCUGUUUUAAAAGAUGGUGACGAGUUCGACUUCAUAAUAGCUGGAGGUGGAACAGCUGGAUGUGUACUGGCAAACAGACUGGUGACAGCGAACCAUCGAGUGCUGAUGCUGGAAGCUGGAGACGUUCAAACUCCUGAUUCAGUUUUACCAGGAACUAUAGUGUAUCUACCAAAAACAAAUAGAUUUUGGAAUUAUUUGGCUCAACCAGAUGGUUACACGGAUAAAUGCCAUAAAGAACCGGCUAUGUUUAUCCCUGUUGGAAAUAUGCUAGGAGGAUCCAGUUCUGUUAACUUCAUGAUCGCUUCAAGAGGAAUAGAACAUGACUACCAUAUGUGGGCCACAGCAGCUAAUGAUUCUUCUUGGCAAUACAAAAACAUAGCCAAAUAUUUCAAAAAAAGUGCAAGAUACGUUGGUCCCAUAAGCAUGAUUCCACAGACCAGUAACAUGAAUCAAGCCAAUCGUCCAUAUAUGGGUGAAGAAGGAAACAUAGGGAUAUCCCAAGACUACAGUGCUAAUCUUGACGAUUACAUAAAAUCCUUUAAAGAAAUGGGAAAUAAAAUCGUAAAAUAUCUAGGUGGUGAACAAGCUAAGGGGUACGCUCGAGGAUUGCUCACCAUAGCAGAAGGCCGCAGACAAAGCACAGCGUCUAGUUACCUUUCGCCAGUAAAAGAUAAUUCAAAUCUGUUUGUGUCAAGAAGGACCGUUGUUAAUAAAGUAGUUUUCGAUAACAGAAAGAAUGCUAUUGGUGUACGAGUAUCAAUAGAUGGUGGGAAAGAAAUAUUUUUGAAAGCCAAAAAAGAAGUGAUUGUCUCAGCUGGAGCUAUAAAGUCUCCUCAAUUACUUAUGCUUUCAGGAAUAGGUCCGAGAAAUCAUUUGAAAGAAAAGAACAUUACUGUAGUCUCUGAUUUACCUGUUGGUGAAAACUUCCAAGAUCAACAAGCAGUUACGGUUAUACACGCAGCAAGAAAGAUUCAAGAUCCUGGUCCAUUUAACUAUCAUCUUUACCGAGCGUCAUUUAUGAUGGGAUUUAGAUCAUUGGAACCGUGUUCCAAAAUCCCUGAUUACGCCACUUACAACUUUGUACAAGAGAGACUAGAUGCCUUUCUUCAAUAUUGUGGAUUUCCUUAUGAUUUUCAAAGUGACAUCUGCGACCGAUCUUAUAGACAACUUUUGGGAAGGCAGGACGCUUAUACACAAAUUAUUAACUUAUAUCCAAAAUCAAGAGGCAAAGUGACUUUGAAUACUACAAACCCUGAUGACGCUCCAUUGGUUGAAACUGGAUACUUCACUGAAGAAGAAGACAUGAACAAUAUGGUGGAAUAUGUGAAGGAUUACCUUCCCCUUGUGAACACGACUUACUUUAAGAAAGUGGACGGUAGAAUGGUAGACCCAGUCGGAGACAAGUGCAGUAUGCAUGAAUAUGGCUCUGAUGACUACUGGAAGUGUUAUGUGUACUGCAUGGCUUCGAGUUUGUGGAACUUUGGCGGUACCUGCGCCAUGGGCUCUGUGGUGGACUCCAAGCUGAAAGUGUAUGGAGUCCAGCGGUUGAGGGUAGUGGAUGCCAGUGUGAUGCCGACUGUUGUUGCUGGGGGCAAUUACUUGGCCACUGUUGUGAUCGCGGAGAAAGCAUCGGACAUGAUUAAUGCUGAAUAUCGCAGUGAUUAAAGAUUGUUUUGUUCGUUGUGGAUCUAGAAAAUUAAGUGGUCUAUCUAUGUUUGUUUCAAAAUUUGAAACAAUUCAAAUUGGAUAAAAUAAUAGUUGAAUUUGUAUAAUAUUUGUUUUGUUUCGUUAAUGUGCUUAUCUUUGUUUCUACAAUAAACUUUGAGUAUAAUAUUGUA
Messenger RNA from Spodoptera frugiperda (fall armyworm), 2111 nucleotides. Its product is annotated as ecdysone oxidase-like. The transcript is spliced from 5 exons. The coding region runs from base 151 to 1938 and encodes 595 amino acids. Gene Ontology annotation, molecular function: flavin adenine dinucleotide binding; ecdysone oxidase activity. The record is from RefSeq and is a predicted model, not a curated record. Lineage: Eukaryota; Metazoa; Arthropoda; Insecta; Lepidoptera; Noctuidae.